AUGUCGGAAAGAAAGAAAAAAAUCGCAUUGGAAAUACCUGAAAAUGCGGUUAUCGCAGUGGGACAUGUCAAGGAACCAAAAAGUAUUAUUUUCGAAAAUGGCCCAAUGAGCAAUGGCGAUUUCACCAAUGAAUUUCAUUUGCUACCAUGCAAAAUAAAGUACGACGGACCGGCAAAAGUAUCACAGUAUUUUAUUACUGAGGAAUUGGGAGAUGGAAAGAAAGUCGCAACAUUUAGAGGACGUAUUUUGAAUGGAGUGAAGCAGCAGUUUCCUGAUGGCUAUGUGUUAUAUGCUGUUGUAGAGAAAGAAAACAGAGAUAACAGUCGUGUUUUUGAAAUCAGUGGCUCAGCAACUUCACUUAUGCGAUGGGAAUAUGAUCGUAGUACUAGUUAUCAGUCAUCUCUUGUUCGAGCAAUCAGCUAUGUUAAUGUUGCAGAAACUUUUGCUAGGGAUGAUGAUUAA
Messenger RNA from Cercopithifilaria johnstoni, 462 nucleotides. The record is from the annotation of a GenBank genome assembly. NCBI's taxonomy places the organism in Eukaryota, Metazoa, Nematoda, Chromadorea, Rhabditida, Onchocercidae.